Pseudozyma flocculosa PF-1 is the source of this 810-nucleotide messenger RNA. RefSeq lists its product as uncharacterized. Gene Ontology annotation, molecular function: microtubule plus-end binding. Lineage: Eukaryota; Fungi; Basidiomycota; Ustilaginomycetes; Ustilaginales; Ustilaginaceae. The transcript has 4 exons. The record is from RefSeq and is a predicted model, not a curated record. The coding region runs from base 1 to 810 and encodes 269 amino acids. Gene Ontology annotation, biological process: spindle assembly; protein localization to microtubule plus-end; regulation of microtubule polymerization or depolymerization. Gene Ontology annotation, cellular component: cytoplasmic microtubule; spindle midzone; microtubule organizing center.
AUGGGAGAGUCACGCACCGAGCUCAUCAUGUGGCUCAACGACCUCCUCGCCCUCAACUACACAAAGGUCGAGCAGUGCGGUUCCGGCGCCGCCUACUGCCAGAUCAUCGACUCCAUCUACGGAAACGUCGUCAUGCCCAAGAUCAAGUUUGACGCAAAGCACGAGUACGAGUACCUCAACAACUUCAAGGUCCUCCAGGACACCUUUAAGCGAAACAAGAUUGACAAGCCCAUCCCCGUCGACCGCCUCGUACGCUGCAAGAUGCAGGACAACCUCGAGUUCCUGCAGUGGAUCAAAAAGUUCUGGGACAACAACUUCCCCGGUAACCCCUACGACGCAGAAGGCCGCAGGGCCGGCCAGGUGGCCGCCCCACCGCCAUUGCUCGGCGCCACCACGGUCGGCUCGGCCCGCCUCACCGGCUCCUCUACCGGGCGCGCCCCCGUUCGUGCCGCGGCCGGUGCCGGUGCGUCGACGGGCGCGACGCGGAGGCCCAUCGGCGGCGUCUCGAGGACCUCGGCUGCCGCCGCCGUGCCCAACGAGACGAUCCAGGCGCUCACCGCACAGAUGGACGAGAUGAAGGUCAGCGUCGACAGCCUCGAAAAGGAGCGCGACUUCUACUUUGCAAAGCUCCGCGACAUCGAGAUUCUGGUACAAGAGCGACUCGGCCUGCUCGGCGAAGAGGCCGAGCAAAAUCCCGACCCGGAAGCCGAGACGCUCAAGCAGAUCCAGGCGGUGCUCUACAGCACCGAGGAGGGCUUCGAGGUGCCAGAGGGCGCAGAGCCCCCUCUGGACGAGGAGGAGACGUUCUGA